GUCGUCAUAUCUGUAGAACUGUUGUCAUACCUGCAGAACCAGCAGAACAAGACUGAAAGACUAUUGAUUACUGACAAACUAUACCACCUAAUAUACCGUCUUGAAGCAGCGAAACCUACUGUGACCCAGAAGGCAGUUCAUUCUAUUACUACUUUUAAUGAGUCUGACUUCCCAUCCUUAAAGUCGCCGAAGCCGCAUACUGUAUCACCUAAGGCCUCCAUCCAUAUUCGAUCCAAUAAACCGCUUCUGGGAGGAGAGGACUGGCUAAAAUCAAGAUUCCUCGAUUUCGAGAAAUUGGCUCCCCCGACUCGACACCAAUCCACCCGUCAACUGGAUAUGCGAACUUCUAAUCCCCUUGAACGUCCAGUUAAAUCAGGUGCUGUCUUCAUGGACUCCAUGGGGAUAUUAAAUCAGAUUACAGAACUAAAAUGACAUUCCCCCUCUUUAACAACUAUGCCGUAUGAAAAUCCAGCGGCCUUAAGAAUAACUUCUCCUGGGCUGUGUCGGGACGCUACUUUCUCAUCUAAGCACGCACUUCAUCUUCUCUCCUGGAACAUCGCAGGUUGGUCCGCCAAACAAAAGAAUCUAGAUCUAAUUGCUCACUUGAACAAAUCUGAUAUAAUCUUUGUUCAGGAGAUGUGGAGUACUCAAAAUCUAACAUUGGAUGGCUUCUCUAUUACGUGCUUACCUGCGACUCCCUCUUUACCUAAAUCAAAGGGCAGACCAAAAGGAGGCCUGGCUUUACUUAUAUCCACGUCAACGUCAGCUCGUAUCAAAAGUCUCAGUUCUUGUAAUAAUAUUGCUAUGGGAGUUCUACUGUCCUACAACACUAUUUCUUUUUUGUUGAUCAAUGUAUAUAUUCCCCCAUAUUCCUCAAGGGUACUAACUGACCAGGCCUGGGAAGAUUUAGAUAGAUACAUAACAGAUCUUGAAGCUCAAUCUCCUAGAGCCCUUCUCAUUAUUAUGGGUGAUUUUAAUGCUAGGAUUGGCCCCAACAAUGAUGCAUUAUUUGCAUCGAACCUUUGGGGGGGAGAGGUUAUAGACCAUUAUUCCUCUAUCUAUGGUAGGAUCUCCAAGGAUUCCAGGAUAAAUUAUGGAGGUAUCUGCCUAACCCGUCUGAUCGGUAGCCGUAAUCUCAUAAUGUUGAAUGGCCUCAAUCAGGUAGAUCCAUGUGCAGAAUACACCUACAUCUCUGGACAAGGGAGUAGCGUCAUCGACUACGCCCUAAUCUCGCAGCAUUUACUAAAGACCAUUCUGAAAUUUACAGUGGGCAAUAGACAGGAUAGCGAUCACCUCCCUCUAACCCUUUCCAUAUGCCUUCCAGAAAGGGGACGCUUGACUUUUGCGCACAACCAAAUGGCCAAUCCAUUACAUUAUACCCAUAAAAGGACCUUUUGGUCUCCUUUAGUAGCUUCGAAUGUGGCUCUAUUCCUAACCUCCCCCUCCGGUCUGGCCAUAAAGGAGAAGAUCACGAACGCCACCAAUCCUUUUUCUGUUCUAACAGACUAUGACACAUUGAUUUCAAAACUAAAAAUGUCUUUAAUGCUCCCAUCCCCUUCCCACAGGGCAAUAAACAGAACAGGCCUCCCCAGAUGGUUUGACAAGGACUGCCUUGACGUUAAGAGACAACUAAGGCAGACCUAUCUUCAUUAUCGCCUUCAAAAUGCUAAUACCCUUCCGCCUGAGUAUUUCAUUAUUAAAAAGAAAUAUAAGUCAAUGAUAGUUACCAAAAAAAGGCAGGCAGUGCAUGAAGGCUGGAAAGCAUUAAUCCAUGCCUCCAGAACUAAAAAUUCCAAAAGUUUCUGGGAGCUUGUUUCUGGAUCCAUGAGACCAUCAAAUCUCGCCCCAUGUCAUAUUUCCUCUCACACAUGAAAACAGUACUUUACUGACAAUCAUGAGAAUAUAAGCUUCAGUCCCCCUUCCCAUAAUACAACAAGUCUUCCUGUUUGGCCACCUGUAACCCAAUCCGAAAUAAAUGAUCUGAUUGAUAGCCUGAAACCAGGCAAAGCUCCUGGCCUUGACAACAUAUCCUCCGAAAUGCUGAAAGCACACCAAUCCUGGUGGCCUUCUUUGCUGGCCAACCUUUUUACAUUGAUAAACAACUCUGGAUGUAUACCUGAGUCUUGGCUCAAAGCCAUAGUUAUCCCUAUAUUUAAGAAGGGGAGCAGAGAGGACCCUGCGAAUUAUAGACCAAUCAGCCUCCUCUCUGUAAUCGGCAAACUUUAUGCCUGUUACCUGAAAGGGAGACUCUCCGCAUGGCUAGAGGAGGAAAACAUCCUUGGGUGGGAGCAGGCAGCCUUCAGGAAAGGUAGGUCUGUGGUUGACCACUGUGUAAUCUUAAACCACUUAGCCGAAAAAUAUAAAAAUCGCUGGGGUAAUGGCCUAUUUGUUGCCUUUGUCAAUUUAAAAUCAGCAUUCGACUCUAUCCCCACGGAGCUAUUAUGGGCAAAACUUGCAAAUUCCACAAUUGAUAAGAGACUCCUCCUCCUAAUUAUUCGGCUGCACCAGCAUACAUCCUUUCGUGUCAGAUGCGGCCGUGAGGGGGGGCUCACAAACUCUAUUAUCACAACAAAAGGAGUCAGACAAGGUUGCAUCUUAGCCCCUCUUUUAUUCAAUUUUUUCAUUAACGAUUUGUCCCCUAAGUGUCAUUCUCUGGACUUCCAUCCUCCUAAACUAGCAAAUCAGCGAUGCCCUCUGCUAUUGUAUGCAGAUGACGCUGCUCUCUUAUCUUUAUCUAAAGUCGGCUUAAAACGGCUACUUCGAGUUUUCAUGCGAUACUGCCAUGAAAAUAAAUUGACCAUAAACUUUCCUAAAACUUAAAUUUUAGUCUUUGCCAAACACUCUUCUGUCUCUGAAUGGACAAUCAACGCCCAGAAAAUCGCUCAGGUUACCCAAUUCAAAUACCUUGGCAUACUGUUUCACUCAUCAUUGUCCUGGUCUCCUCAUAUUCGAGCGGCCAUCCUAACUGCACGGAACGCAACCAGGGGCAUCCUAAGAUUUUUCUAUACUAAAGGAGGACAAUAUAUUCUGACAGCUUUAAAGGUCUUUAAAUCCAAAAUAAUUCCCCAACUUUUAUAUGGAGCACCUCUAUGGAUUGGCACCUACAACCCUUCUAUAGAGGCAGUUCUUUCCAUUUUUCUCAGACAAAUCUAUGGUGUCCCCAGGUGUGCCCCGUCGGCGGCCCUUAGAUUAGAAUCUGGCCUAGCUUCUCUUGAACUCCAAGCAUGGACCAUAGCCUUAAAUUACUGACUUAAAGUAUACCUCUGGCUACCCCCCACUUUUAUGGGAAGAUCCUUUUACCUCGCAAUGGGCCAAAACAUUUAUUACUUACCUUGUGAGCAUUGGCCUCUCACUUGAACAUUUAACAUCUCAAGAUCCCGAGACAAUCAAACAUUCCAUCCGGACCCGACUUAGGGAUAUAGAUUACCAGCGCACAAUUUCAGCAGCCACUUCAACAUGCUCCCCUAUCCACUUUGGCCUGAGUUAUGAGCUGCUGAUUUGUUCCUCCUAUUUGGAAUUCCUUACAGUCCCUAAAUAUCGUCUAGCCUUUACCAAGGCUAGAUUUAACUGUUUAACCUCUGCAUUACUAGAAGGGAGAUUUCAGGGCAUACCAUUUGCCGAUCGAUUAUGCCCCUGCAAAGCUAGUGCUAUUGAAACUCUCUAUCAUGUCAUGUUUGAAUGUCCACUAUAUGGUAACGAACGUUCUAAAUUUAUAACCCCUAUUAUAAAAAAAAAUCCACAUAAGUCGCCUGACCGCUUACUUUUCCACUUCUUGUCAGCCUCUCUGGAACUCCCUCCCGUAUGAUCUUCGGCAUGCCCCUUCCCUGAAUGUAUUCCGCAAAGCCUUGAAGACCUGGCUCUUCAGACAGGCCCUUGGGACUUCCGGGGAGAGUUAAUGUUGCCUAUUACUCUGAACUGUUAUUGUUCUUUAUUCAUAGUUUUACUGUUAUAUGUAUUUUAUGUGUAUUUUAUUGCGAUGCAUUUAUUGCACUU
Rhineura floridana is the source of this 3993-nucleotide messenger RNA. RefSeq lists its product as uncharacterized. The record is from RefSeq and is a predicted model, not a curated record. The transcript is spliced from 2 exons. Bases 454 to 1872 code for a protein of 472 amino acids. Gene Ontology annotation, molecular function: catalytic activity. Lineage: Eukaryota; Metazoa; Chordata; Lepidosauria; Squamata; Rhineuridae.